CUCUCACUCACUCUUAAACUGUAUAAAUACCUUGAACUAAAAUCAAUUUCCCCAUACAUCUCACCACCACUCUCUAAAAAAGAACAUUUUUUUCCCUCUCCCUCCCUCUAAUAAUCCAUUGAAUCUGGCUUAAGGAUAUGGGUUCUGCAGCAGUUGAGGAUAUGAUAGAGGCUUCUUCUGGGGUGCAUUUUUCUGGGUUCCACAUGGAUGGUUUGGAUUCUAGACAUAUCAAGAAGCCUAUGAUUUCACCGGCUACUGAAAAUAUGCAUAAUCAACCUUUUCUUAUCGGAGUUGCUGGUGGAGCAGCGUCCGGUAAGACUACAGUCUGUGAUAUGAUUAUUCAGCAACUUCAUGAUCAACGUGUGGUAUUAGUUAAUCAGGAUUCCUUUUAUCACAAACUCACUGAAGAGGAACUUGCUAGAGUUCAUGAAUACAACUUUGACCAUCCUGAUGCAUUUGACACAGAGAAAUUAUUAGAUUCUAUAGAUAACUUAAGGCAUGGCCGAGCAGUAGAUAUUCCAAAAUAUGAUUUCAAAAGUUAUAAGCAUGAUGUUUUUCCUGUAAGAAGGGUUAAUCCUUCAGAUGUUAUAAUUUUGGAAGGGAUGCUUAUUUUCCAUGAUCCCCGCGUCCGAGAGUUGAUGAACAUGAAAAUAUUUGUUGAUACAGAUGCUGAUGUGCGACUGGCAAGAAGAAUAAGGCGUGAUACUGUUGGGAAGAGCAGAGAUAUUGGUGCUGUCCUUGAUCAGUAUUCAAAAUUUGUGAAGCCAGCUUUUGAUGAUUUUAUACUUCCAACAAAGAAAUAUGCAGAUAUCAUCAUUCCCCGAGGAGGAGAUAAUCAUGUAGCAAUUGAUUUGAUUGUACAACAUAUUAGGACGAAGCUUGGCCAGCAUGAUCUCUGUAAAAUCUACCCGAAUCUAUAUGUCAUUCAAUCAACCUUUCAGAUACGAGGCAUGCAUACCCUUAUUCGUGACUCUCAAACAACGAAACAUGACUUUGUUUUUUACGCUGAUCGACUGAUUCGUCUGGUUGUUGAACAUGGGCUGGGACAUCUGCCAUUUACAGAGAAGCAGGUGAUCACUCCUACAGGGUCUGUAUAUACAGGUGUGGAUUUCUGUAAGAGAUUAUGUGGAGUCUCUAUUAUUCGGAGUGGUGAGAGUAUGGAGAAUGCUUUGCGAGCAUGUUGCAAAGGUAUCAAGAUUGGCAAGAUUCUUAUUCAUAGGGAAGGUGACAAUGGUCAACAGCUUAUCUAUGAAAAAUUACCACAAGACAUCUCCAAAAGACAUGUGCUACUACUGGAUCCUAUUCUAGGCACAGGCAAUUCAGCUGUCCAAGCUAUUUCAUUGCUUAUAAAAAAGGGUGUACCAGAGUCCAACAUCAUAUUUCUCAAUCUCAUAUCUGCACCCCAAGGUGUACAUAUGGUCUGCAAAAGCUUCCCAAGACUAAAGAUCGUGACAUCCGAGAUUGAUAUUGGUUUAAACAAAGAUUUCUGUGUUAUCCCCGGAAUGGGUGAGUUUGGAGACCGAUAUUUCGGAACAGAUGAUGAUGAUGACCAGAAAGUGGUGGCCUCUAUGCAACAGUCAUGUUGAGCUUCACAUUUAUCAGUUUUGAAACAAUUUUGACUUCAUUAGACCAAAGAGUUGCCAUUGUUGAAUUCAUUUUCUUUUUCUUUCUUGAAUCGUUUUGAGUCACACUAGGGGGUGCCAUUUACAUUUAUUUAUAUAUAUAUCAUUUGAUGAUAAUACAUGAAAAAGGGUCAAAUUUGUUAGGAUCAUAGUCAACCCCCUCACACACACAGAAAACAACUUUAUGAAUGAUUAGCAUCAUAUGUGUAUUUACAAAACCCAGUUGUUUUUUUUUUAAUAAAAAAAUUGAGAUUUCAUUAUA
Molecule: messenger RNA, 1884 nt
Organism: Gossypium arboreum
Lineage: Eukaryota; Viridiplantae; Streptophyta; Magnoliopsida; Malvales; Malvaceae
Product: uridine kinase-like protein 3
Exons: 15
Coding region: 138-1586 (482 amino acids)
Cellular component (GO): cytoplasm
Molecular function (GO): ATP binding; kinase activity
Source: RefSeq, a predicted model, not a curated record